CCGCGCAAUGGCGCCGCCGGGGCCGGGAGCGGAGCCGCGCUUGGCGGGGCCCGGGGGAACGGGGUAGCUUUGAAGCUGGCCCAGAUGGCCAGGCUUUUUCGGAGGGAAAGGAGCAGCUCCCUGGUGAAAGUGGUGGAGACUCUCGGGACACCUGCACAGCUCUGGAGCAAGAGAUGAAGAAGUUCUGCUAUUGAAGCAGUUUGGUCACAGGGGGCUCCAACAGAAAACGUCACCAGGACAACAUCACAGCCCACAGGCUCGAGUUCUGCUUGACAUGGCCAUGUUCUACUAGACCUGCCAUGACGGCAUUUUUUCCCAGUGUUCCCAACUGGAUUCAAGAUGCAAAGCAGGAGGAGGAAGAGACAGGCUGGAAAUUAGUGCCCAGACCAAGAGGUGAAGAAACCGAAAGUCAGGGAAAAUGCCAGUGUGAACUAUCGGAGCCCUCCUUCCCCCACGUGGACAAGCUGAGAGCUCACACGCUUUCCCAUUCGGAGCAGAGGCCCUACAACUGCCCCCAGCUGCACUGUGGCAAGGCCUUUGCCUCCAAGUACAAGCUCUAUAGGCAUAUGGCCACGCACUCUGCUCAGAAGCCCCACCAGUGCAUGUACUGCGAGAAGAUGUUCCACCGGAAGGAUCACCUCCGGAACCACCUGCAGACCCACGAUCCCAACAAGGAGGCCCUGCACUGCCCCGAGUGCGGCAAGAACUACAACACCAAGCUGGGCUUCAGGCGGCACCUGGCCAUGCACGCGGCUGCCAGCGGUGACCUCAGCUGCAAGGUGUGCCUGCAGACCUUUGAGAGCACCCAGGUCCUGCUGGAGCACCUCAAGGCCCAUUCCAGGCGGGCUUCUGGCGGGGCGAAGGAGAAGAAGCACCCGUGUGACCACUGCGACCGGCGCUUCUACACCCGCAAGGACGUGCGGAGACACCUGGUAGUGCACACGGGGAGGAAGGACUUCCUGUGCCAGUACUGUGCUCAGAGGUUUGGGAGGAAGGACCACCUGACCAGGCACAUGAAGAAAAGCCACUCCCAGGAGCUGCUGAAGAUUAAGACGGAGCCAGUGGACAUGUUGGGUCUGCUCAGCUGCAGCUCCUCUGUGGCAGUGAAGGAAGAGCUGAGUCCUGUCCUGUGUAUGGCAUCCAGAGACAUGAUGGGUGGUAAGAGCUUCCCUGGCAUGCUACCCGUGGGCAUGUACAGCACACAUCUCCAAACCAUGCCAAGCUCAGGGAUGCCCCAUUCUUUGGUUCCUAAUUCUCUUCCAAUGGGAAUGAGCUAUCCUCUGGAGUCUUCUUCUCCCAUCUCCUCCCCACCGCAACCUCCUCCAAAGUAUCAGCUUGGAUCUACCUCAUAUUUGCCUGAGAAACUACCCAAAGUAGAGGUGGACAGCUUUUUGUCAGACUUCCCUGGCAGUCUGUCUCUCUCAUCUGGUGAUCCUCAGUCCUCUUCGCCUCAGCCACCCGCCCUGGAUGAGGCUUUGCUUUCCAAGAGCCCUGCUAACCUCUCAGAGGCUCUCUGUGCUGCUAACAUGGACUUCUCUCAUCUUCUUGGCUUCCUUCCCCUAAAUCUUCCUCCUUGCAAUCCACCUGUCUCGUCGGGGGGAUUGGUCAUGGGCUACUCGCAGGGGGAGGCGCAGCCACUGCUCACCACUUUGCAACAUCAACCUCAAGAGUCUCCCGGAGCCGGGGCCUCGCUGAACUUUGGGCCCCUUCAUUCGUUGCCCCCCGUCUUCACCUCCAGCUUGAGCACAACCACGCUGCCACGGUUCCACCAGGCCUUCCAAUAAGCUGGAAAUAGCACUGGAGAACAGAUCUUUCAGUCACCCUUUUGUGGAGAGCCUUAAAAACGCACAACUCUUCCUUCCUUGGGGGUGUGAAAGCUCUGGCAGAGCUGGGUCAGACAGGAGGUUUCUGAUCUCGGAGGGAGCACUUGUAGACUGGAACCUGUGCAAGUCCCAGUCCUGUACAGCAGAAAGAUUUCAGCUGAUAGACUGGAUAUAUUUUAUCUAAUUUUAAAUCUGUGAAUCAGGAGCCGCGCUUAGCACUGACCUUCCCUGAGAAUGCUGGAGCUGUAUUCCUCUCUGGGAAGGGACUGUCCCUCAGAAGGAGUUGAGACUCUUUCAUCCUGGGCUAAACUUUUUGAAGAGUCCAGCUUCCAUUUCAUGUUACCACACUGCAAUUCUGGCAAACCAGCCAACACCUCCACAUGGAGAAGAAGUCAAGAUAGCGCUCUGUAUGAAGCCAAUGGGGAAGAGGCUGUCCUUCCCUGCUACCUCUCAUCCCAUCACCCAACACAGCUUACUCCACAUCAGUGUUAAGCAACAAGCCCGUUUACAUAGUGAAUCCAACUUUGGAGCUGUUAGGAUAAACUCGUUAUGGUGAACACUGUUUACACAACGCAAAUCUGUUUCUGCCAUCGCAAAAAUAGGAGGCACCAGAAUACACUGGGUUCAUCUCUGGUGUAGCUAGAACACUGUUUACACAACGAAGUCAGGUUGCACUGAUUUCUCUUCACUUAUCAUGUUCUUCCCCCAUGGGGAAAUACACUGCUUUUGGACCACUUCAGCCUCUGCCCCUGUAGGCAGCAGCUUCCUGCCUUUCCUCGCUGGCUGUCCUGAGUGAAGGGGAUGGAGCAGCUCUCCCAGCUUAGCUUGGUGUGUGCUGUAUGGACAGAGCCCUUUUAGAUAUCUCCCCCAGGCAAACAGAUCUGGAAACCAAAGCACGUGAGAGCUGGGUGAGGAGCUGGGGACAUCGGGCACCGGCGUACCAGGCUGGGUGAGAGCAGGCUGCAGGCCCUGCUCCAUGGCUUCCCUUGGGACGAGGAACAGAGUAUGAGUUUCUGGGGUUUGGGGUUUUUUAACCACUCAUUGAGGUCAGCACCUGUUUUGGCUUACCCAGGAAGGAAUCUCAAAGGUGUAUUUUAACCUCAAUGGUGAUAACAUCCAAGAAUCAGGGAAAAAUUGCUCCCAGCUUCAUGUACACACUGUCAGUGUAUUUGAAGCAUUUCUCCCAACACCAAUAGUUCUGAAAAAUGCUGAGGUUUGGGGCCUGCAGUCAACUUUUCACUUUGGAUUUGAUUCCACUGGCCUUUUUUGUUCUUUCCUGCUCAAGCCUUGCCUCUUGAAGUUCAAGUCCUGCUUCCCUUGCUCCCUGCCCUACCUCUUCAACUCUUCCAUGGGCUGUCUACCUACCAGGGCAGAAGGGUUAUACUGGAAGUGGCAGCCAGCUGCUGGUGUCAUUUAGCACCUGUAUUGUCUCCUGCUCCUGUUUUCCUGGGCACUUACAGUGCAGAUGGGGAAUAUGGAGGUCACUCUGCACUGGUGCAUGUUUAUGGCUAUGGACAGGCAGAUCUUCAUACCUCAGCAUGGAGGAACCAUUGUAGGCCAAUAUAAAGCAGGAAAUCUGUCAAUAUUGUUCUCCAUAAAUCUAGGAAAUGCAAAAUCUACCUCUACUCUGUUAUCUCAGCUCCUUGGGUGAAGCCAGAUGCUGUCCUCCCUUGUCUCCCCAGAGCACAUCCACCUCAGUUGAUGCAGAUUCCUUCCUGCUGAGCCGUGAUCCCACUGUGUGACAUCAGCUGUGCCUCUUUUGGUCACAGGCUUGUCCCCCUUCCAUUUUACUCCAGAAUUUUAUUUUUAAUUUAGCUUAGUAAUUCUUCCCAGAAUGACUUUUUAGCAAUCCAUUGAUUCUCCAGAACAUAGAUCGGUUGUUUUAGGUUAGCCAGCAAUGCUGCAAAUAAGACUUUUGUAUCAAAAUGUAAUAUAAGAUUUAUUUACCUCAGCAAUAUCCUGUGGCAAUGAUCUCCCCGAGUUGAAUGCAGUACUUUUUCCUUUUCUCCACUGGAAAAUGUUGCCUUUCCAAGUCCAACGAGUGCCUUCUUGUUCUCUAACCUAGCAAAGGUAAACAGGGCAUUGCAGCCAGUCUGUUUACCAGCAUUGAAUACCUCAGGCCUGUCUUCUAUUGCUUUGCUCUUUGCAAAUUAAAGAGUUUCACACUGUUAUCAAUUAUAUGCAAGCCUUAUCCCUGUCUUCAGUUGAGAGGAUUAUUAUUUUUUGAGAAAUAAAUGGUCAGAACUGAUCACUCACUGCCAGUGAGGAUUAUCAGAUUUAUGCAAUGCCAUCACACGCCUUCUCCCACUGCAGAACAUUCAGCUUUUUUGCUUCCUGCCUGCAUUGUACUCUGAACAGAUGUCAUCACUGGAAUUCCUUUAGCAGUGGUAGCUAAACUUAGAGCCAGGCAUCUUUUUCCUACCAGUAGUCUGUCAAAGAAUAAAUGGAAUUCAUUUUGCUAUGA
Passer domesticus (house sparrow) is the source of this 4287-nucleotide messenger RNA. RefSeq names its product PLAG1 like zinc finger 2 (gene PLAGL2). Lineage: Eukaryota; Metazoa; Chordata; Aves; Passeriformes; Passeridae. The record is from RefSeq and is a predicted model, not a curated record. Gene Ontology annotation, molecular function: sequence-specific DNA binding; DNA-binding transcription factor activity, RNA polymerase II-specific. Gene Ontology annotation, biological process: regulation of transcription by RNA polymerase II. Gene Ontology annotation, cellular component: nucleus. The coding region runs from base 300 to 1784 and encodes 494 amino acids. The transcript has 4 exons.